Molecule: messenger RNA, 825 nt
Organism: Anoplophora glabripennis (Asian longhorned beetle)
Lineage: Eukaryota; Metazoa; Arthropoda; Insecta; Coleoptera; Cerambycidae
Product: exocyst complex component 7
Exons: 5
Source: RefSeq, a predicted model, not a curated record
UACUGUCAGUAGCGAUAAACAUAGAUAAAAUAUAUUUGUAAAGCGAUUUUAAGGUAAAAUAUGAACUUGAUAGAAGAGAAGAAACUAGAGAUAUCAAAUAAAUUAGAAAAGGAGCAGUCUAACCUGGCUUUAUUGCAAGAAAGGUUAUCAAAAAGUGCACAACUGACAAAAGGAAUAGGUUCAAUUUUGAAUACUUUUGAACAGAGAUUAUCUCGAUUGGAAGAUACAAUUUUACCUGUAUAUAAUGACACUGAAAACUUGCAGAAGGCUCAAUAUAAUAUUGAUCGUACUUUGCAACUAUUAGAUAAUGUUAUAAGUUAUUAUGAAGUGUCCAGUGAGGUAGAAAAUGUUAUAGAAAGAGGUCCAGGUGAAGGUGGAAUAGACUUGUAUGCUUAUUUAGAUGCCCUAAAUAGAUUAGCAAGUGCUCAGAAAUACUUUGAAAGAAACAUUCCACAAAGUGUUGAAUUGAUUAAUGUCUCUCAAUUCUUUCACAAAGGGAGUGAUAAAUUGAAUGCUGAAUUUAAAACUAUUCUGGGCAGAUACAAUACACCCAUAUUACCAGUGGUUUUAUUGGAUUUGAUUAAUUUCGAUGAUUCUACAAAUACCAAAGAUGUCAAAGUAAUCCCGAAACAAAUACCUGAUGAGGCAAAAUCUCAGUUAAUCCAAAUAGCUUCAUGGCUUUUAAGUCAUGGUCGUGAUGAAUACUUAACCGUAUAUGGAAAGGUACGAGGAGGAGUUUUGCAAAGGUCACUCACAAUGUUAAGAAACCAUCAGAAAUCUGUUAGUGGAGGAAGUGUACACGGAACAACUAGUUCCCCAAUGUUG